Molecule: messenger RNA, 2319 nt
Organism: Closterium sp. Naga37s-1
Lineage: Eukaryota; Viridiplantae; Streptophyta; Zygnematophyceae; Desmidiales; Closteriaceae
Source: the annotation of a GenBank genome assembly
AUGUCAGAUUCGGAGGACGAUUUCGAGCAAGAGCUUCUGCAGGCCGUUGGUCGCGCCGGCAGAAGCGGAGGCAGAAGCGGCGGGGGAGACGGCGGAAGGAAAGGCGGAGGCGGGGGAGGGAACAGGCGGAGCAGCAAAGGCGGUCGCAGCCGUCGAUCUGGAUUUCGUAGCUCGAGCAGCAGCGAAGAUCAGCCGUCGGAUAACGAGGAUGACGAUGACGAGUACGAGGAUAUCGAGGAGCGGGAGCGCGCAAGAGGCGCGCGGGGAUCCGCCGGCGCGGAAGGGAAAACGGAUACCCGCAGCCGCGGCAACGUGAGCCCUCCGCGGGGAAGCGGUUUCCGCAGCGGUGGCGGCGGCGGAGGCGGGGGGAACCGUGGAGGGGGAAGGGGAAGCGGGUCGGACGAGGAUAGAAGGGCGCGCGGGAGCGGCGGGGGGGAUGGGGAUUCGGAAAGCAGCGGCUUGUCGUUUGGUAGCGAUUUGUACAAGGACGACGACGAUCGCGAACGGUUACAGGCGAUGAACGAAAUCGAUCGCGAGCAGAUUUUGUUCGAGCGCGACGAGAGGCGACGAAGCCACCUGGACAAACGGGAGCUUCGCAAGAAGCUUCGCCAGCAGCAGAAGCUGCACCCGCAGCAGCAGCAGUCGUUUCAACGCACCCAGGAGCGCACGCCGCGCGCAUCUGCGCGAGAGCCGGCGGCUUCCCCCGCAGCCCCGCCGCCGGCGGCCGCAACGGCAGCGACCACGCCAGAACCGGCGGCGCGCGGAGCGCCAGCAUCGGGAUCCGCUCCGGGGUCGGCGGGGGGGCCGUCGUACACGCCGCCGGGAUCGGCGGUGGCGCGCGCGCGGGGGUUCGGCGGCGUGGAGCGGAGCCGCAAAGAGGACGCGCUGCAGCAGCUGGAGGCGAAGAAGGCGGCGAAGCAGCAGCGGCGGAACGAUCUCGACGCGGAUAGGGGCGGGGAUAGGGAUGCUUCCGACGACGGCGGAAGCGACGAUGCUUCCCGCCGCAAGCCGCCCGCGCCCUCGCCCGCAGACGCGAAACCUCCUGCUUCCGCUCCGCCAGUACAAGUUCGAGGGGCGCAUGACGUGCAAGUUCCUGGACUGGACUGCAAGUGCCUUAUGAGUCACCCUUAUCCAUCCCCUCUUGCCCUCCGCCCCCCAUCUGCUCCCUUCUCAUCCCCACCAGUACAAGUUCGAGGGGCGCAUGACGUGCAAGUUCCUGGACUGCAAUACAAGUUUGAGGGGCGCAUGACGUGCAAGUUUCUGGACUGCAAGUGGGGCGAGCACAGGGCGCGCUGGCAGAUGGCACGUGUGUCUGACAAGGCCGCCACCACCCAAGAAAUCCUGCAGCUGUUCCGGGAGAUCGAACGCGCCCACCUGCACAGAGUGACCAAGGCAGCGGUGCAGGAGAAGAAGGCGGAGUUGGAGUCGGUGCGAGGGUAUGUGUACUCGGCAGAGGUGGUGGCCAGCAUGCUAAGGGAGAAGCGAGCAGCGGCGGCGAAACCGAAGCUGGUGGUGAUGGAGAGGGAGAGGGUACGACUGGAUAUAGCCGCUGCUGAGCAGAGAGGGGACCUGGGAGCCGUGGAACAACUCAAGGCGGAGUUGGAGAAGCUGGAGAGGAUAGGGGAGGACAAGGGCGAGGCGAACAAGGGCAGGCGAGAGGUGGAUCUAGCAAGGAUGAACAAGCGCAACCGGCAGGAGAACUUCCGCACCGCCACUAAUGCUCCUGCUGGCGCCACAGAGACCAAGACGGGAGAGGCGGCUGUGGAUCCCUUUAUUCGCCGGUGGACGCGCUCCCAGAACUACUACAAGAGCCCCGCCGCCCCCACUGCUGCCGCUGCUCCCUGGUCUGAUGACGAGGACGAGGGUGCAGGCAAGGACGGGGGAGGGAAGAGUAAGGACGGGAAGGGUAAGGAUGGCAAGGGCGAGAAGGGGAAGGAGGGAAAGGAUGCGGAUGGGAAGGGUGGAGGAGCGGAGGAGGAGAGGGAGAAGGAGAGGGAGAAGGAGCGGGAGAGGCAGCUAGGGAGCUGGUUGGGGCAGCAGUUGGACGAGCGGGCGAAGCAGGUGCUGCGGAAACACGCCUUUGACAUGGACAUAGACCUGAGCGUCGUGGACAAGUGGGGGGGAGCAGGGGCAGCGGCUGCGGCACAGAGAGGGAGUGUGGGGCCCGCAGUGUGGGAGGCGGCAUUUCUGGCGCGCAAGAGGCAGCAGGAGGCGCUGUAUGGGGCUCCGAUUGGUGUGGCUGCUGGGGAGACCCCGCGGGGGCUCAGGUUGUUGACUCUUAGUGUGUAUAAGAGGCGCCGGGGGCUGCCUUGUGACUGA